Mercurialis annua (annual mercury) is the source of this 1166-nucleotide messenger RNA. RefSeq lists its product as uncharacterized. The record is from RefSeq and is a predicted model, not a curated record. Bases 106 to 1023 code for a protein of 305 amino acids. The transcript has a single exon. Lineage: Eukaryota; Viridiplantae; Streptophyta; Magnoliopsida; Malpighiales; Euphorbiaceae.
GCAAAAUCUUUACUUUUCCCUCAAAUUUUCAAGAUUCAAUUACCUACACUUAUAUAAAAAUCCCAUUCCAUUUUCUUUAAAACCAUUUCAAAAUCUUUUCAAGAAAUGGGUUGCUGCAUUAGCAAAUGCAAACCCAAGAAACACUACAAUCUUCCACACUAUUCCAAUCAUAAUAAUAUUCUUGAAGACAAGCUUGUAAUCUCUCAACAAUCUUUAAAAACUCCUAAAAUUAUCUCAAUUAUUAAUCCCGAAUCUUGUUCGUCUAAUAAAAUUUCCCCUUCCCCUUCUUCUCCUUCACCUACUACUAGUACUAGUACUAGCACAAUUAGUUCAUGUUCGUUGCUAUCUACGGGAUCAUCGUCGAUCUUGAUCCCGAAAGACCGGUCAUUCUCCAACGAGUUUUUAUGGUCUUGUGUUAAAGAAAAUCCACACAUAGUUCGUAUCAAUUCAAUCAAAGAAUAUUCUCAACUUGUUCCACCAAAUGCUGUACAUGUCCGAAAAUCGGACUAUGAAGCUGUGGCACACGGGACACACUCAAUCCCGCAAAAGAAACUUCAAAAACGAGUUCGCUCUAACUCACCUACUCCAAUUAUAAAUCGACAGAAAAGCUUUCGAAGAGAAUCGGAAAGGGUAGUUUAUCCUCCAUAUCAUUCUCCGCAGUAUAGAUCAUUGAGGUCACCACCUCUCAGUAGACGGUUUAGCACCGGAGAAAAUUGUUCCAAACGAAUGGUUAACAAUUUGAAGGUAAAUGCAACAAACAAUUACAAUUCUUUCUCUUCGUCUUACAGAAAGGAGAAUUAUUCGAUGAUCAAGCCGGUUAGCCCAUGCUUCAAUUCGAGUCAUCGUAGACAGGUUCAGUCUUGUCUGAAGAUUAACAGAGAGACUUGUGUUCAUCGUAUAAGAUCGAAAAUUGAUGAAGUUGCAGUGGAAGAAGCAGUAGGUCAAUAUGAUAGUGAAGUAACUCCUAUGGAAGAAGAUAUUGAUAAUCCCCUUAUUUCUUUGGAUUGUUUUAUAUUUGUGUGAGAUACUUUAUGGUGUGUGCAUGCAUAUUCAAAUAAUGUCGUUUUGUGCAUGAUUACAAUUUUGUUUUUGUUUCUGAUGGUUUUUCAUAUAUUUGUUUUGUUGGUUUGACAAUAAAGUUUCUUGAAAAUAUUUCAACUAUGAAA